GGCUAGUCCAUUAGAGUUACUAAUAGGUAAAGAGGCACGGCCGUUCGGUUUAAUUCCAAUUAAUUUAGAAGAAAACAGAGUCGAUGUUGAUUUAUUAAGAACUCAAGCAACUAAAAAUAUACAGGAAAAUGCUUGUUAUGACAAGAAAAGUUUUGAUAAAGGUAAAGCGAAAAUUGUUAAGACAUAAAGUUGGCGAUUAUGUACUACUUAAAAAUGAAGAGCGACAUCAGACAAAAUCAGAUCCUAAGUUCCGUGGUCCGUUUUUGGUGACAGAGGUUUUGGAUGGAGACAGAUACGUAUUGAAAUCUUUGAGUAGCAAAAUGACAUACAAAUACUCACAUGAACUCUUGCGUAAGCUUCCGGAGGAAGAAAUUGCUAAUGAGUUAAACAUGAGCGAUGUUGAAAGUGCAAUUGAGCUUGUUAGAGAUGAAGACGUUGAAAGACGCGUUAUUAGUGAGAAAACGUUGAAAGAGACGUAAGUGGUGAUGAAAACGUUGAAAGAGGCGUUAUUGGUGAUGAAAAUGGUGAAAGAGGCGUUAUUGACGAUAAAGACGUUGAAAAAGACGUUAACAA
Molecule: messenger RNA, 573 nt
Organism: Rhagoletis pomonella (apple maggot)
Lineage: Eukaryota; Metazoa; Arthropoda; Insecta; Diptera; Tephritidae
Exons: 2
Coding region: 129-479 (116 amino acids)
Source: RefSeq, a predicted model, not a curated record